Molecule: messenger RNA, 1762 nt
Organism: Paramacrobiotus metropolitanus
Lineage: Eukaryota; Metazoa; Tardigrada; Eutardigrada; Parachela; Macrobiotidae
Exons: 4
Coding region: 68-1573 (501 amino acids)
Cellular component (GO): nucleus
Molecular function (GO): DNA binding
Source: RefSeq, a predicted model, not a curated record
UGAACGUGCUCAGGUUGCAUCAACGACAGAUUCAAAAUCUUUCUAAAUAUAUUUGUGACUUUGUCAAAUGGACCGUGAAGAAGCGAUUUUGUCUGCUGUGAAGUGCGUGCAAGAUGGUAUAUCGUCGUUAAAUUCUGCUGCCAAGCACUACAAUGUUCCCCGCGCAACCCUGUACAACAGACUGCGAGGAAUUGGAAAGCAGAAGCGCGGAAGCUGGAAGAAAAAGUUUACGGAUGCAGAAAAAGAAUACCUUGCAACCUUCCUGCUGCACUGUGCAGACAUUGGCGUUCCUUUGAAUAAACCAUGCCUGAAGAAACUCGUCACCAGCAUGGCUACGGAAAAAGGUAUGGUAGCAAAAUUCAGUGACAAAUGGUUGAAAGGGUUUUUGGAGAGGUUUCCCGAGUUAUCGCGUCGUAUUGCACAUGGCGUCAAUAGGAAAAAGGCGAGAGAAUGGACAGCCGAUAACUGUGAAGGCUGGGUUACAUUGCUGAGCGAGCUACAUAUAGAAGGAUGGCUAGACGACCCGGCUGGUAUCUGGAAUCUGGAUGAAAGUGGAUUUUCUACAGCAGAAACCGUUGAUUUCGUGUAUGCCCGGAAAGGCUCCAAAAACGUAACGUCUUAUUACGAUGGUAACGAUAAAGAGGUGAUCACUGUACUGGCUGGUGGCAGUGCUGCGGGAACUAUCCUACGCCCUCUCAUUUUGUUUGAUGGUAAAAUGCACACGUUAUCGCGUUAUCAAGGAACGAAAGACCGAUGCUGGUUGGGUGUGAAUCGCUCAGGGGUAAUGGACACCGACGUUUUCCUGGAGUAUUUUGAAAAGGAGGUCCUACCGGCAAUGACUGCUCCGAAGAACCUGCUAAUGCUGGACGGUCAUAGUUCGCACGUUUACAACGAAGAAUUUCUGUUGAAAUGCGUCAAAUCGGAGAAAAAUAUUCGGGUUGUAACAUUUCCAGCUGGCCAAACCAGCAAGACCCAGCCGCUCGAUCUGAAAGUAUUUGGACCGGUAAAACGUUGCUGGAAAAAUGUGCUGCGCGUGAGGAACUUAAGCACCAGUGCGAACGAGAUUACAAAGCAGAAUUUUGCCAGCGAACUGAUGGAAAAUUGGGAGAAAUUUAAUAUGUCAACUAAUAUUAAGUCCGGAUUUCGUGAAGCUGGCAUUUUCCCGUACGAUCCCGCAGUAGUGUGCAAAGAUUUCCUUGGAUUUGUUUCUCCGGUAGAGCCAUUUCCCACCAUAAAGCCUAGUGAAAUAUACGCUAAAGAGUUUGAGUCGAUCCGCGCCGGUUACCGCAAGAUUCAUCUGUUUUCGGACUGGCAAAUCGACCAGAUUAUCGAAAAAUCUAAACAAGUACUGGACGGUGUCAUUCCAACGGUGUCGCCGAAACGCGCUGCAACGGAGUUUAAAGACAAACUCUGUGACGGCAGAGCGGUCAAGCGACGAUAUGAAAAAGACUCGAGAUUGUGUACUGUGAAGGGAGCUAUCGCCACGGAAUCAGCCUUCCUGGACGCUUUGGAGGAAAUAAACGAGAAGAAACGCCGCCCACUUAAAUGCACUAAGAACCCCAUGAAAAAAUGAUGUGAUAUGAAAUUUCGGCAUUUUUUAGUUUGUUCAUUGGCAAAUCCGGUUGAAAUUAAUGAAAGAUAUAUAUAGAUAAUAUAAUUAUAUAAAUAUAAUUCGGAUGUGAAAUUUCGGAAUUCUUUGGUGUGCUCACUUGUAAAUCCGGUUGAAAGAAGUAGAAAAGGGUUCUGCUAUAAAUCCGAUAAA